AUGGUUGCCGAAAGAUUUAUAGCUUCUGUUAAUGAAUCUUCGAAACCUCAACUUCAAAUGGGAUUCUUCAUCAAUUACGACGUUGAAGAUAUACUAAAACAAGAAAAUGAAUCAACUCUUCGGUAUCAUAAAGGGGAAUCUAUCUCUAUGCUCGAUGGAGUUCUUGUUUCUAUCAAGGAUGAAAUAGACUGUUUACCAUAUUCUACUACAGGAGGUACAAAAUGGCUGCAUAAACGAAGGCCUUGUACGGAUGACGCUUUUUGUGUCAAGCGUUUAAGAUUAUGCGGCGCCAUACUUGUUGGAAAGACUAAUAUGCAUGAACUUGGCGCGGGAACUACCGGUAAAAAUCCAUAUUAUGGGGCUUCUAGAAAUCCAUAA
Lathyrus sativus (Indian pea) is the source of this 378-nucleotide messenger RNA. The record is from the annotation of a GenBank genome assembly. NCBI's taxonomy places the organism in Eukaryota, Viridiplantae, Streptophyta, Magnoliopsida, Fabales, Fabaceae.